AUGGACAAGGGAAUAGCAGGCUAUGUUGCCACAACAGGAAAACUGAUUAAUCUUAAAGAUGCCUACGCGGAUAGUCGAUUUAGUCCAGACAUUGACAUCAAAACCAAUUAUCAUACUCACAGUAUAUUGAGUGUUCCUGUCAUGGGUCCGAAUGGAAAUAUCGUUGGAGUGGCUAACCUCGUCAACAAGUUAAGUCCAGGAUCAACCGAGGUCACUGUAUUCACCGAAGUGGAUGAAACCAUGUUUAGCUCGUUUGCCGUAUUUUGUGGAUUGGCAUUACAUAAAACAAUGCUUUUAGAAGAGAUAGAAACUCAAAGACUACGACUAGCAGUUACGAUGGAGAUCAUGUCUUUUCAUUCGACUAUCCGAGAAGAAGAAUCGCAAGUUGUACGCGAGGUGAUUUCCACCAAAUUUGUUCCUGUUGAUGACUUGCGAAUGUGCACGUUUGAUCCACACACAUUUCCACAUGCAGAUGAAUCCCUUGUGGCAAUUGUGUAUCAAAUGUUUAUUGAUUUGUCUUAUGGCACAACAUACAAGCUUCCUGAUGAAAAAAUGAUCAACUAUAUUUUGACUGUACGUAAAAACUAUCGACCUGUAGCGUACCACAAUUUCACACAUGCAGUGAGCGUCACCCACGCGUUUUACUCAUUUGUAGUCAAUGGUGUACUAGAUGGGGUUUUGGACCAUAUAGAGCAAUAUGCCAUGUUUGUAGCUUGCUUAAACCAUGAUAUAGAUCAUCGUGGUACAAACAAUAUGUUUCAAAAACAAGCACAUACCGAACUGGCCAACUUUUAUUCGACUUCUACAAUGGAACGACAUCAUUUCAAUCAUGCAAUGACCAUUCUAAGUCAAGGAAGUGGAGUUAAUAUUCUCCAGCAUCUGAAUUCAGUCGAAUAUCAAAAGGCAUUAAAAGUGAUUGAGCAUUCGAUCCUAGCUACUGAUUUGGGAGUGUUUUUUUCCAAUCGUGGUAAAGUGAAUGCAAUUAUUGCAACCAAGGAGUUUGAUAAAGAUAUUAUUGAGCACCGAGAAUUAUUGCGAAGUAUUAUUAUGACAUGCUGUGACUUGAGCUCAAUGUAUAAGCCAUGGAAAUCAUCUAGAGAAACCGCGAAUUCAGUAUACGAAGAGUUUUUUCAACAAGGCGACGAAGAAAGGCGAUUGGGAUUGCGUCUAUCAGGAGAAUUAAUGGAUCGUAGCAAAAUGAGUGAAAUCCCACGGAUGCAACUUGACUUUUACAACUUUGUAGUGUGUCCAGCCUUUGAUUGUCUGCAUGGAUUACUAGGAGAUAAAGUUCAGAAUCUGAGAGAUUUUGUAGCAGAGAAUCGUAGCAAAUGGAAGGAUUUAAAAGAGAAUGGCAUAGUAUACAAGUUUGGAAUUGAUGUGUAA
Batrachochytrium dendrobatidis JAM81 is the source of this 1383-nucleotide messenger RNA. RefSeq lists its product as uncharacterized. Gene Ontology annotation, molecular function: protein binding; 3',5'-cyclic-nucleotide phosphodiesterase activity. The record is from RefSeq and is a predicted model, not a curated record. Gene Ontology annotation, biological process: signal transduction. The transcript has 3 exons. NCBI's taxonomy places the organism in Eukaryota, Fungi, Chytridiomycota, Chytridiomycetes, Rhizophydiales. Bases 1 to 1383 code for a protein of 460 amino acids.